Suillus subaureus is the source of this 843-nucleotide messenger RNA. Its product is annotated as UPF0005-domain-containing protein. The record is from RefSeq and is a predicted model, not a curated record. NCBI's taxonomy places the organism in Eukaryota, Fungi, Basidiomycota, Agaricomycetes, Boletales, Suillaceae. Gene Ontology annotation, cellular component: membrane. Bases 1 to 843 code for a protein of 280 amino acids. The transcript is spliced from 10 exons.
AUGAGCUCAAACCAGUACCCAGUUCCACCACCAUCGUACCUACCGUCGGGCUCGUCUAGCAAGCCUGUCCGUAUUCCUGAGGAUGAUGUGAGUUCGCCGUUGCUCGGUCGCUCCAGGUCCCCGGGGGGUGGGAUCUAUGAUCAGCCCCAACAAGGCGACCUUCCUGACGACUUCAAGUACGGUGUUACUGUCUCCGAGAGCUCUCCGGAGAUUCGAAGCGCAUUUGUUCGCAAGGUUUACACUAUUCUAUUCUGCCAAAUUCUCGCCACCUGUGUUGUCGCCGGCGGAAUCUCCCAGUCAUUUGAAGCUAUAGCUUGGGUUACAACACACACCUGGUCAUUCUAUGUCCCCCUUUUCGGUACCCUAAUCAACCUUGGAUUGCUGUACUGGAAACGUCAUAGCCAUCCCCUUAACCUGGUACUGCUGUCCACCUUCACGGUAAUGGAAGCAUUCACGCUCGGCGUCGUAACUGCGUUUUUUGAUAACAUCAUUGUUCUGCAAGCACUACUGAUCACGCUCGGUGUAUUCUUGGGCUUGACUCUGUUCACUUUCCAGUCGAAGUAUGACUUCUCCGGUCUCGCGCCCUGGCUCUUCGGUGGUCUAAUCGCCUUGAUCAUGACUGGUAUGGUCGGCAUCUUUAUCCCCUUCGGCACCACGAUGGACAUCAUAAUUGCUAUUGGUGGAUGCCUUAUCUUCAGCGGCUAUAUCGUCUACGACACGUACCUCAUCAAUAAGCGCCUCUCACCUGAUGAGUUCAUCAUGGGCUCAAUUAGUUUGUACCUUGAUUUUAUCAACCUUUUCCUCAGCAUCCUCCGUCUCCUGAACAACAUCCAGGACCGGUAG